UCCCCGGGAUCCGGCAGCUCCCCCCCGCCGCUGACCCGGGGGCAGAGCGCUGGGCCUGGUGGCGAUCCUGGAAUACGGGGGAGGGUUAAUUUCGGGGUGUUUCCGCGCCGAGGCGCGGUCGGGUGGGCUCGCUGGUUGCGCGCGUUUCACGCUAAGGCGUCUGUGAAAGAGGAGGCAAAAGGGCUGCUCGCCGCGUUACGAAUACUUCUGCAACCGUUCGGGGGGGAGGGGUUACCUCACGGUACCUUCCUACGCCUCUCUGAGGAGCGUCCAGUGCCUCCACACGGCCUCGGUGAUACUGCAACAGCAGACAAGGGCAUUGAAUCUCAUCCCUCGCACCGUGCCAUCAGGGAGGGACGGCUUACCCCUCGGUGCUCCUGGUUUGGAUCCCGAGGGACUGCCACAGGCGGGAAAUCCCCAGCUGGAGACGCUGGUUUAAAGGUGCGCGUUUGGCCCACGAAGCACACCAACAGAGGAAUGCAAGCUUCAAAGAAUAACAGUACAGAAAAGGCAGAACCAUUCUACAGGCUUUCAGUUCCAAGGCAGAAGACCAGUUCAGAGAUUAUAAAUGAAGCCAGAAACGCUCUACGAACACUAAGAACUCGGAGACCGUUUACACCUACAGAGGAUGAAAGGAAACUUUUUGGAACUGGAUCCUCACGAGCUCGUCAAAAUAGACCCCCUUCAGUUUUUAGUCUUCAUGCAUCCAGUUUUGAUUUGACUGAAUCAAGACCAGUGUCUGGUGUUCGUCUUAUUCCACUGGAUCAUAAACCAAUACUAGUCACUUUUUCAGAAGAUGAAGAUUCUUCCAUUUCCAUUCCAAAUCCUCCUGCUGAUGCUGCAGGGGUUAGAAAAGUCAGCAGUGCUCGGGCACGCUUAUUGAGAAGAACUUCUCAGGGAAACUUCAUUUCUGCUAAAAUGGUCCCCCCUGAUCAGAAUGAAGAAAAGCUAGAUUCUGAAGAACCAGCUAUAAUGAAUAAUCUCUGCAGAAGUAAUAAUAACUGCUUAGCAGAGCAGAGGUCAUACACACCAUUUAAUGAUGAAAGUAGGCAAUUAAUUUGUAAUGAGCGUAUCAGCAGAUCGGAGAGGGAAGACUACCUAAAAGGGACAGCAGGAAAAUUUUUAUUUAAACUGAGAGGAGAAAGAAGUGUCAACAGUGAUGGCAGAUUUGCUGAUGAAGAGCAGCAGUUUCCCUGUGAUGAAAUGAAAACGCCUGGCACAAGUUCAUCAUGGCCAAGGAGUACCAGCUGGAAGAGAAGAGUAACAGGCUUAGAGGAUGAAACAAGAAUAAAUGAAUCAGAAGAGGAAGAAAUCUUUUGGCAUACAAAGAUUCUACCAAUUCUUCAUGAACUGGAAAAAGAAGACAAUAUAGAAAGUCUUUGUCUGGCUUGCACCAAGCUCUAUCAAGCCUUGAAUGAAGGGAAUAUGCUUAGAAAAAGAUUUAAAAGAAGAAGUAUGCUUCUGAAGACAUUAUAUAAACUUGUAGACACUGAUUCAGAUCCACUUUGCCUGAAGCUGUUGAAGGUUAUUCUGUCUAUGAAAGUGGAUGGAAAAAAUCUUCUCAGUGUUUGCAAGCUUGCAUUUAAAAUUUGCAGGAAUGAAAAAAAUGAUUACUUAAUUCAAAAUGAUAGAUUAUUGGAUUGUUUGUUGGAGGUCCUGAGAACUGAAGAUCUACAAAAAAACAAUGAAGCUCUCCUGUAUUGCCUGGGAGCUAUAAAAUUCAUGUCUGGAAAUGCAGUACUACUUAAUGAAAUGGCCAGCAAAGGAGCUGUUGAAAUGUUGCUGCAAUUAGUGAAGCAGAUUAAUAAUAUAAAAGAAAAUGACACACAUUUCUUCAACUUGGGCCACCUAUUAGUCCAGCUGACAGCUACUUUGCGAAACUUGGCUGACUUACCUCCGGCAAGACGCCAACUCAUUAGCAGUGGUGCAGUCUCUGAGCUCUGUGUGGCGCUAGAGCAGCGUAUGAAUGAUAAGGAUGUAUGCACCUAUAUUGUCAGGAUAUUCAGCAAACUUUCUUCCUACAAUGACUUCUGUGCAGCUUUAGCAGACUGCUCCAGAUGUUACAUCUUAUUUUUAGCCCUACUAAACAAACACCAGCAGCAGCAGGAUUUGGUUAUCCGUAUCAUCUUCAUUCUUGGUAAUUUAACAGCAAAGAAUAACAAGGCCCGUGAGCAAUUUUUUAAAGAAAAAGGAAGUGUUAACACCUUGAUAUCAUUAUUCCAAACCUACCAUGAACUUGAUUUGAAUGCACAGAAAUGUUACCAUGAAAAAGGAGGGGAAGGGAAAAAACACCCAAAGCAUCCUUCAGAAGCAGAAGAUGUUCUGAUAAAAUUGAUAAGAGUGCUGGCCAACCUCUCCAUUCAUCCCAGCGUAGGAGCAGCUCUGACAGCUGCCCAUCGUGUUGUAGAACUACUUGUCACAGUACUAGAAUACAAGUCAAUUGAUGAUUGUGAGGAGUUGGUCAUCAAUGCUGCAACAACAAUCAACAAUUUAUCCUACUACAAAGUGGAGGGUUCUGCUGUUCAAGACAAGAAGCUGCACAUUGCUGAAAUGCUUUUAAAGCUGUUAAUGAGCAGCAAUAUGGAUGGAGUUGUGGAGGCUGUCAGAGUCUUUGGCAAUCUUUCCCAGUAUCAUGAGAUCUGUGACUUCAUCAUACAAAAAAAGAUAUACAAGUUCAUGAUUGCUUUGCUUGAUGCCAAGAACCAAGAUGUCUGUUUUUCUGCCUGUGGAGUUCUGCUCAAUCUCACAGUAGAUGAGAACAAACGAGCUUUUCUGAUUGAAGAAGGAGGAAUUGGAAAGUUAGUUGACUGUUUGCAAGACUUUGGGCCCGCAGACUGGCAGCUGGCUUGUUUGAUAUGCAAAACCCUGUGGAACUACAGUGAAAACAUCACGAAUGCGGCCUCGUGCUUUGGAGAAGACACUGACACGUUGCUGGUGCUGCUCAUGUCACUCUUAGAUGAAGAGCUAGCGUUGGAUUACAGCCUUGACAGAGAUUCAAGGGACUACCACAAACUGUAUUGGGAAAGAGAGUUCAAACCUGUGGCAGAAAAACUUCUUGAUAGAAUUCAAAGCCGUCGCUCCUUUCUUCCAACCGUGACUGUUACUCCAUUUUAGUCAUUGUUUGUUUUUUGUGGUGUAGAUUGUACAGCUCUAUAUUUCUAAUAUACUUGUACACUGCCAUUGGCGAACAUGGCAAUUUGAUUUUUAAAAAGUCAGUAAAGCCUGGAAUUUACAUACUGGA
Messenger RNA from Tyto alba (common barn owl), 3241 nucleotides. It is a transcript of the gene ARMC2, whose product is annotated as armadillo repeat containing 2. Gene Ontology annotation, molecular function: protein binding. The coding region runs from base 478 to 3114 and encodes 878 amino acids. Lineage: Eukaryota; Metazoa; Chordata; Aves; Strigiformes; Tytonidae. The record is from RefSeq and is a predicted model, not a curated record. Gene Ontology annotation, biological process: sperm axoneme assembly; cilium organization. The transcript is spliced from 19 exons.